This is a messenger RNA of Mauremys mutica (yellowpond turtle), 452 nucleotides long. It is a transcript of the gene SST, whose product is annotated as somatostatin. The record is from RefSeq and is a predicted model, not a curated record. The transcript has 2 exons. Lineage: Eukaryota; Metazoa; Chordata; Testudines; Geoemydidae. Gene Ontology annotation, biological process: regulation of cell migration. Gene Ontology annotation, cellular component: extracellular region. Bases 66 to 416 code for a protein of 116 amino acids. Gene Ontology annotation, molecular function: hormone activity.
GAGACACUGAGCGGCACCCCGGCCCCUCCCGUUCGUUGUCUGACUUGCUGGCGCAGGUCGGAAAGAUGCUGUCCUGCCGUCUCCAGUGCGCCCUAGCCCUGCUCUCCGUCGCCUUGGCGGUGAGCAGCGUCUCCGCGGCGCCCUCGGACCCGAGGCUCCGGCAGUUCCUGCAGAAGUCACUGGCUGCGGCAGCGGGCAAACAGGAACUGGCGAAGUACUUUUUGGCAGAAUUGCUCUCAGAACCCAACCAGCCGGAAAAUGAAGCCCUGGAGCCCGAGGAGCUGUCCCGAGGCGCCGAGCAGGAUGAAGUGAGGCUGGAGUUGGAGCGAUCGGCUAACCCCAACCCCGCCUUGGCGCCCCGAGAACGCAAAGCCGGCUGCAAGAAUUUCUUCUGGAAAACGUUCACCUCCUGUUAGCUUUGGGAGCCGGCCGCCGCCCCUGUUCCCCCCAUC